This is a messenger RNA of Cryptomeria japonica (Japanese cedar), 1205 nucleotides long. Its product is annotated as homeobox-leucine zipper protein HOX3. The transcript is spliced from 6 exons. The coding region runs from base 133 to 954 and encodes 273 amino acids. Gene Ontology annotation, molecular function: DNA-binding transcription factor activity, RNA polymerase II-specific; DNA binding. Gene Ontology annotation, biological process: regulation of DNA-templated transcription. The record is from RefSeq and is a predicted model, not a curated record. Lineage: Eukaryota; Viridiplantae; Streptophyta; Pinopsida; Cupressales; Cupressaceae.
CUGACUUCCUGAACUAUAAAAAAUCUAAUCCUUACCUUUUCGGGUAAAUUAAUCAUCUGUAAUGCCCUGAUUCAUCUAAUUUCCAAUACCGGAUCUGUCAGUGAGUAGUUAUCUGUUGCUUGACCAACUCUAAUGGAAAUGGUUACUGUGGAUUGUGAUGAAGGGGUGGAGCAUGCUUUCCAAUCUGAUCGUACCCCUGUUUCUUCACACUAUUUGCAUCAUGCUUCCGCUUGUUUGGAGUGUCUCCCAUCGGAGCAAAAAACGUCAAACGAAAAAUCGGAAGGAAGCAACCCAAAUAGUUUGGACCUCAAUAAAACACCACCUUCUGAUGGACAGGACGAUUUGCAGAAGGAUUUUAAUCUCGAUAAUAGAUUGUUGAGGAUCAGCAAUGAGCAAGAGAAGGUUGGUAUUAAACGAGGGCAGAGAUUGACGGAAGAACAAUACGCUUAUUUGGAACAAUGCUACAAAGAGAACAACAAAAUGUCAGAAGAUUAUAUCCAAAUGGAGGCUCUGGCAAACAAGCUAGAUAUCAGCCCUCGAAAAGUUCAAGUUUGGUUUCGGAAUAGGAGGAGAAGGAUCAAAACGAAGCAAAACAAAAUGGUUGGUACUGAACUAAGGUUCAGAUUUUCAGAAGAGCAAUAUGCUAAUUUGGAAGAAUGCUUCAAACAGAACAAUACAGUGGAUAAAAUCCAAUUGGAGGCUUUGGCCAACCUGCUAAAUGUCAGCCGUCGAAAAGUUCAAGUUUGGUUUCAAAAUAGGAGGAAGAGGAACAAAAGGAAGCAAAACGAAAUGGAUAGUGGGAAACAAGAGAAUGUAUUAAGAGAGGAAAAGAAGAGAAUGCAUAAAGAGUUGGCAGAAAUUAAGGCGCCUGAAACACCACCUGCAGCACCAUUAGUGGGAUGUCCUUCCUGUCAAAGGGUUAUCAGCACUACUCGUUUGACAACUUCUGGAUGAAAUCAAUAUUGGAUAAAUUACUGUGUUUGCCUAUUGAUUGCUUAUAUUUCGAAAAUCUCUUUCUUGCUGCUAUUGGGAUUUAUUUGAGAAUCUGCAGCCCUACUAUAAAUCGAAGAUAACUUGUGCGUGCUUUAACCUUCUUAGGCGUUUUCAAAAGUAAUAAAUGUUGUUUCAAGUGAAUCAGAAAUAACCCCUAUUUGUGACCCAGAUAUUUUAGACUUUAUGUUAGAGUUCUGAGAUUAAUUGUCUCU